GCUGAGGUUCUGAGAGCGAUGGCUGGCGUUCUGUCCAAGCUGCACAACAGCGCCCAACAUGUGAAAGAUCUGGCGGCUGCUUAUCUCCGUGAUGGUGAGAAGGGUCGUCAAUCGGACAUCGAGAGAAAAUCCAACCAGUUCGCCAAUGUACAGCUUCGGAUUGUGGUGAUGGGUGAAUCCGGGUCGGGCAAAUCGACCCUGAUCAACGCUCUGCGCGGGUUGGAUGAGGAUGAAGAAGGGGCUGCCCCAACCGACUGUACGGCGACCACCACUGAAAUAACACCCUACCCCCACCCCACCCUCCCUAACGUUCACUAUUAUGACUUUCCCGGACUGAACACGGUCAAAUUCCCAGUGAAAACGUUUAUGAAAAAGACCAACUUUGCCCAGUAUGAUUUGGGCAUCAUUGUGACCGGCUCUCGGUUCACGGAGAACGACCAGUUACUGGCCAAGGCGCUGGAGAAGGCGGGUAAACCCAUCUACCUGGUGCGCUCCAAGAUCGACGAAACUGUCAGGUCGGAGAGGCGCAGGAAGGGUUACAACCAGGAGGAGACGUUGCAGCGUGUGAGGGAACAGUGCAUCUCCUCACUGAAGGCGGCAGGGAUACAAGAACCUCGCGUUUUCCUCUGUUCCGCCUUUGACCUGGAUCAGUACGACUUCCCCAAGUUAAAGGAAACCGUGGUGUCCAAUCUCUCGGAGACUCUGUAG
Molecule: messenger RNA, 708 nt
Organism: Pristis pectinata (smalltooth sawfish)
Lineage: Eukaryota; Metazoa; Chordata; Chondrichthyes; Rhinopristiformes; Pristidae
Product: T-cell-specific guanine nucleotide triphosphate-binding protein 2-like
Exons: 2
Coding region: 19-708 (229 amino acids)
Cellular component (GO): membrane
Molecular function (GO): GTP binding
Source: RefSeq, a predicted model, not a curated record